Molecule: messenger RNA, 480 nt
Organism: Medioppia subpectinata
Lineage: Eukaryota; Metazoa; Arthropoda; Arachnida; Sarcoptiformes; Oppiidae
Source: the annotation of a GenBank genome assembly
AUGAACUGUCAAUGGAUUGCGUGUCAAACGUAUUCCUCAUUACUUUCAGUGACCGGAUGUUUGGCGGCAGACAAUCGACGAGUAGAACCGAUGAAAUGGACAUGUAAUAAAUGUCAAGACUUUGAAGAGAUAUCAUCUCUCUUGUGCCCAUUGUUUGGCUGUAUAUCUCUUCAUAUCGUUCUUAAAGAAAGGGAACUCAAAGAAGCAAAUUUCCCGAAGUUGUGGCAAAUGUUUGACAAUGGCUUCCAUUGUCUCAAAUGUGAUUCUAGUGCGUCGGAUCACUGGGACGUUGUCUUCGCUGUCUUUGCCGUUAAACCCGUUACUGAUAUCAAUAGCCUUCAGAUCAAUAGAGCCAGUGAUGUAUUUGACGUUCCGGGCGGUCGUCAAAUCCAAUGGCCAGCGAUUGUCUCCUCCGAAGCGUUUUUUGAGUGCAAUCGCGGAACUGUUGUGACAGUCGUUGAAAACGAGACAACUCUUUGA